AUGGGGAGAAGUUUGGAUCAAUCGCCCGAAGCAGCAGAGGCCGCCAACAUCAAAUUCCUCUUCGACGACUGGAGCGACCUUCACGGCGAGGGCAGACUGAUCCUCCGGCCGAACCGGUUCUGGACCCACGCGGGCAGCUUCUGGCGCAUGCUGCACGUGGCGCCGAGUUUGGUCGAGGAUCUCAAGGAGAGCGAACUGGUGAUUUUCAAGGGAGAUUUGAAUUACAGAAAGUUGACUGGAGAUGCUGCCUGGCCCGCCACCACGCCCUUCACAGAAGCCAUCGGCCCACUCGGUCCGUCGUCGGGCCUCAGAGUGCUCGCGCUGCGGACAUGCAAGGCCGACGUCGUGGUCGGGUUGCCUGAAGGCAAGGACGAAGAGAUCCGCGCGACCGAGGGCGGCGGCGGCGACACCGGGGCAAGGAAGUGGGCGUGGAGUGGGAAGUGGGCCGUCGUGCAGUUCUCUGAUGGCAAGGUUUGA
Messenger RNA from Fonsecaea monophora, 477 nucleotides. RefSeq lists its product as hypothetical. The coding region runs from base 1 to 477 and encodes 158 amino acids. The record is from RefSeq and is a predicted model, not a curated record. Lineage: Eukaryota; Fungi; Ascomycota; Eurotiomycetes; Chaetothyriales; Herpotrichiellaceae. Gene Ontology annotation, biological process: DNA damage response. The transcript is spliced from 3 exons. Gene Ontology annotation, molecular function: phosphatase activity. Gene Ontology annotation, cellular component: cytoplasm; nucleus.